This is a messenger RNA of Suillus clintonianus, 570 nucleotides long. RefSeq lists its product as uncharacterized. The transcript has 3 exons. The coding region runs from base 1 to 570 and encodes 189 amino acids. The record is from RefSeq and is a predicted model, not a curated record. NCBI's taxonomy places the organism in Eukaryota, Fungi, Basidiomycota, Agaricomycetes, Boletales, Suillaceae.
AUGCCUUACGAUCCAGAUAAAAGCUCUGAUCACAGCUCGCGUAGCCCUGAUUACAAUGACAGCGCGGAGCAAAUCCUUGGAGGUGGAGACUCACAUCGCAUCAUAUUGCGCUUCCCAGCAAAUGGCCAAGGAGCGCCAGAAGACUCUGAAGGAAACUACAUAUAUGACAAGAUAUACCCAGAGUAUCAGCCACCGGGCCUCAAGGAAACACUAGAUGAGUCUGCAAAGUCACGGUCACCGUCAUCAAAGGGGCGCAGCAUUGCAGCAGGAGAUGAAGUGCCUAACGAGCAUCCCAUUGAUAUCAUCCCAGAGCCCAAUUUGAAGCGUGCACUGUCAAGUGACUCCAACACUGAUUUAAAGUCUGAUGAGAAUCGACACUUUGCUGAUGCUAUCACAAACUCUCCACGACGGGCCAAACCACCUCGGAAGAAGCAGCGGGUCACCUUGCAGCCUGCAAAUCAAGCUGCAGUGUCGGGGAAUCUCAGGUUGGGGGAAGAAAUAGUUGGAUUGCUUCGGGAGCAAAUUGCAGUCCUAGCACACAUCCUUGAAGUUGUGGUAGUACCAGCCUGA